CAGGCGGGCCGGGCGCGCGUCCGCGGCGCCGUGACUCGGCGGCUCCGCAGCGGCUGCAGCGGGAGGACCCGGCCGGAGCCGCCGCCGCCGCCGCCAUCGCAGCCGGGCGGCUGGGCCCCCGCCGCCGGGAUGCCGAGGAGCCGGGGCGGCCGCGCUGCGCCGGGCCAGGCCGCGCGCUGGAGCGCCUGGCGGGCCCCGGGGCGGCUGCUGCCGCUGCUGCCCGCGCUCUGCUGCCUCGCGGCGGCGGCGGGGGCCGGGAAGCCGGCCGGAGCGGACGCGCCCUUCGCCGGGCAGCACUGGUUAAAAUCCUAUGGCUAUCUGCUUCCCUAUGAGUCACGGGCAUCUGCGUUGCAUUCCGGGAAGGCCCUGCAGUCAGCAGUGUCCACUAUGCAGCAGUUUUACGGGAUCCCAGUCACCGGUGUGUUGGAUCAGACAACAAUCGAGUGGAUGAAGAAGCCCCGAUGCGGUGUCCCUGACCAUCCCCACUUGAGCAGGAGGCGGAGAAACAAGCGCUAUGCCCUGACUGGACAGAAGUGGAGGCAGAAGCACAUCACCUACAGCAUUCACAACUAUACCCCAAAGGUGGGUGAGCUGGACACUCGGAAAGCUAUUCGUCAGGCUUUCGAUGUGUGGCAGAAGGUGACCCCUCUGACUUUUGAAGAGGUGCCAUACCAUGAGAUCAAAAGUGACCGGAAGGAGGCAGACAUCAUGAUCUUCUUUGCUUCUGGUUUCCAUGGUGACAGCUCCCCAUUUGAUGGGGAAGGGGGCUUCCUUGCCCACGCCUACUUUCCUGGCCCAGGGAUUGGAGGAGACACUCACUUCGAUUCAGAUGAGCCCUGGACACUAGGAAAUGCCAACCAUGAUGGCAAUGACCUCUUCCUGGUGGCUGUACAUGAACUGGGCCAUGCACUGGGACUGGAGCACUCUAAUGACCCCAGUGCCAUCAUGGCACCCUUCUACCAAUACAUGGAGACGCACAACUUCAAACUUCCCCAGGAUGACCUCCAGGGUAUCCAGAAGAUUUACGGACCCCCAGCUGAACCCCUGGAGCCCACAAGGCCCCUUCCUACACUCCCGGUCCGCAGGAUCCACUCACCAUCUGAGAGGAAACAUGAGCGGCAGCCCAGGCCCCCUCGGCCACCUCUGGGGGACCGACCGUCCACUCCAGGUGCCAAGCCCAACAUCUGUGACGGCAACUUCAACACAGUGGCCCUCUUCCGGGGCGAGAUGUUUGUGUUCAAGGAUCGCUGGUUCUGGCGCCUGCGCAAUAACCGGGUUCAGGAGGGCUACCCCAUGCAGAUUGAGCAGUUCUGGAAGGGCCUGCCCGCCCGCAUAGACGCCGCCUAUGAAAGGGCGGAUGGAAGAUUUGUCUUCUUCAAAGGUGACAAGUACUGGGUGUUCAAAGAAGUGACAGUGGAGCCUGGGUACCCCCACAGCUUGGGAGAGUUGGGCAGCUGCCUGCCCCGGGAAGGAAUCGACACAGCUCUGCGCUGGGAACCUGUGGGCAAAACCUACUUUUUCAAAGGCGAGCGGUACUGGCGCUACAGCGAGGAACGGCGAGCCACAGACCCUGGCUACCCCAAGCCCAUCACGGUGUGGAAGGGCAUCCCGCAGGCUCCACAAGGGGCCUUCAUCAGCAAGGAAGGAUACUACACCUACUUCUACAAAGGUCGGGACUACUGGAAGUUUGACAACCAGAAACUGAGUGUGGAGCCGGGCUACCCACGCAACAUCCUGCGUGACUGGAUGGGCUGCAAGCAGAAGGAGGUAGAGCGGCGUAAGGAGCGGAGGCUGCCCCAGGAUGAUGUGGACAUCAUGGUGACCAUCGACGACGCGCCAGGCUCCGUGAAUGCCGUGGCUGUGGUUGUCCCCUGCACCCUGUCCCUCUGCCUCCUGGUGCUGCUCUACACUAUCUUCCAGUUCAAGAACAAGGCGGGUCCUCAGCCCGUCACCUACUAUAAGCGGCCAGUCCAGGAGUGGGUAUGAGCAGCCCAGAGCCCUCUCUGUCUACCCAGUCUGGCCAGCCAGGCCCUUCCUCACCAGGGCCUGAGGGGCAGCUCUAGCCACUGCCCACCGGGGCCAGCAGGGCCCUAGGCCAGGUUCAUGUGUAGCUGAAGUGGUGGGUGCAUUGGCCUAGGAUGAGUGUGGGGCAGGGAGUGGUGGUGGUUGUGCCCCAGGUUGGGUAGCUGACACCCAGUUGCCAGCCUGCUGGCCUGGGUAGAUCACUCUCUACUCAAAGGAAUAGGCCAGGCCCUGUCAGGAGGCAAGGAUCAUGCCAGGAGGUGCCCCUGAGGUCACUACAUCCUAUGGUGUCUGCAAGGUACUGAAGCUCCAAGCCUGGCUGGGACCCAGCCCUCUGAGGCAAGCCAGCACUAGCUCUCACCCCACCCUCUUCCCCAAGAUGCCACCAAUCCCAGUCUCCUCUACCAACACCUGCUGGUCAGAUGUCUCCUCACCCCUACCCAACUAUCCUCCAAGGCUGCAGUGCCCCUGCUGCCAACACAGUGGGCAAAAGCCUGGGUUUCCCCUGCUAGCCAAGAGCAGAUUCCUCAGGAAACCUGCCCCACUUGUCAGGUCUCCCCUGAGACCCAGGAUUUAGGGUCACAUGCUGCAGGCAAGGCUGUGGCCCAGCUGGGUCUCACAAGGCCCCAGCUGUCAUGUCGUGAAUAUUUAAAUGUCCUGUCACUACUGUUUAAAAGUCCCAUUUUGCAAAGGCUACUUGAGGCUUUAGGUCAAUUAGAGGUGACUGUCUUGGUGAUGAGGCCAGUGUGAUGGCCUUAAGAGGCUGAGGGUUACACUCCUCUUCCCGGCAUUAAGGACCACGUGCUGCCAAGGUCGCUCUAGGAUCCUGAUACUAGCAGGGGCCUGUUCAGGAGGCUCAGCAGCUGGAGCAGGACUGAUCCUGGUUCUGGAGGCAGAUCCAAGUUUGUAACCAUCCUCUACUCCCUUUUCACUACUGUCCCAGCCCUGCCCCAGCCUGUCUUUCAUGGCAUGGGGGCUCAAUCUGACUAGUUAGGUGAAGCAGCAAUGGCUCCAGCUGAGCCACCAUUGUCAUAGCCUCAGAGUAAAGGACCAGGGCAGCCUUUUAAGUCCUCUGUCCACAUCCCCAGUGACCCUGAGGCAACUCAAUCUCUCAGCCUGGAGAUGGUGUUUGUGCUCCAGUCUUGACCCUGGCAGCCCAGCUCACUGGGCCCAUCUUCGUGCACUGCUCUUAGGAAAUGGGCACCCCUAGCGGGUAGCAGCCCCAUGCUUGGGGCUUCCCCUCACUCCCUACCCCACCCUGCUUUUCUGUUCUUUCUUUAACCCGAGGCCCUUCUUCACACCUGACAGGAGUUCCUAGGCUCGACUUGCUCCAGUCUGGCAGCCCAUGCUUGUCAUGACCAAUGGGUGCAGUAAUGCUCGCUGGCUCGCUGCCAAAGUCCAAAAAUGAUAAGAGGCAGCUUUCAGGGUGCUUAGGAGGUCGCCAACCCUGCCCUCUGAGCCUGCAUGGGCCUUGCCCUGCCCUGUGGCUCUGGCACUUCGGUCAGCUUACCCUGUAGCACAGACAGGGACUCCUGCUGCCCUGGGAGCUGUUGAGUAAAAACUCUCGUCCCAGAAGCAUCUAUCUAUAUGGGUCCACUGUGUCCCGUCAUCAUCAUCAUCCUGUCUUCUCUCAUUUCAGCCAAGGGCAGGCUCCCUGGGGCAGGCGGGGAACAACUGCAGAGAUUUAGUGAUUCAUAGGUUUGUACAGUGUUUUAUACUUUGCGAAGCACUUUAUUAGCUCACGUCUGUCCACUCACAUGAAGGCCCUAAGAGGCUGAGGGUUACACUCCUCUUGCCCUCAGAUGAAGCACAGGGAGGUCUUGUUGUCUGCCCCUGCCAUCCAGUGGCCCUGGCUGGGUCUAUGUUCCCGUCUGUGGGCCCUUCUAGGGUCUAAGAUAACAUCUUUUCUAUUCCUAUCUUCUGGGCCUCCCUCUCCUCAGGUUGGUGCUCUCACUUCUGGAAAGCUGUAGGCCCCGCAGGCUCCCUGUUGGCUCCUGGUACUCCAAGACCAGUUGAGAAAGAGCAGGAGAUGGAGGCAGGCAGCCCAGGCUGCAAAUGUGAGGGACGCAGGGCUGGGCCCAGAGGGCUCAGCCUAGAGGCUUCCAAUCUUGGAUUCUUCUGCCUGCAAUCAUCUGUUUGUCCAUCACCCCAGGAUAGAGCAGUCAGAGGGGCAAAGCACCGGGGGCCACCAGAGCUCAGCUUCCCCUCAGCCUGGGUGACAACACAGCAUUUCAGUGUCGGUCACAUUUUAAACUGAUCAGCCUUUGUAUAAUGUUUUUUAAAUCAUUUCUAAAUAAAACAGAAAUACAGUGUCUUU
This is a messenger RNA of Onychomys torridus (southern grasshopper mouse), 4339 nucleotides long. It is a transcript of the gene Mmp24, whose product is annotated as matrix metallopeptidase 24. Gene Ontology annotation, biological process: extracellular matrix organization; collagen catabolic process; proteolysis. Lineage: Eukaryota; Metazoa; Chordata; Mammalia; Rodentia; Cricetidae. Bases 130 to 1986 code for a protein of 618 amino acids. The transcript is spliced from 9 exons. Gene Ontology annotation, cellular component: extracellular matrix. Gene Ontology annotation, molecular function: metalloendopeptidase activity; zinc ion binding. The record is from RefSeq and is a predicted model, not a curated record.